Thyridium curvatum is the source of this 6375-nucleotide messenger RNA. RefSeq lists its product as uncharacterized. NCBI's taxonomy places the organism in Eukaryota, Fungi, Ascomycota, Sordariomycetes, Thyridiales, Thyridiaceae. The record is from RefSeq and is a predicted model, not a curated record. Gene Ontology annotation, molecular function: ATP hydrolysis activity; nucleic acid binding; ATP binding. Bases 1 to 6375 code for a protein of 2124 amino acids. The transcript has 3 exons.
AUGUCGCCCACAACGUUAAGCGCUGCAGAGGAGCAGUGGCGAGCUCAGGUCGCGGCCAUGAAGGCCGCCCUGGCCGAGCUCAAGCUACCGGCUACCAAGCCUGCGCCCGUGCUUGAUUAUGACGAGGACGAAGACGAUGACAGCUACGGCUACAGCUCGUCUGGCGCCGGCGAUGGCCAUGACGUCUGGGACUUUAUCUCGGACAGCGAACUGGAGGAGCUCGGGCUAGACAGCGGCGAUCUUAUGGACGGCACCGAUGGCUUGGACGAAUUUUCUGCGUAUGGCCCGGAGUGGCUGGCUAUCAAGUGCUCCGAGGUAUCGGCGCGAAAAGACGGACUCAACCCGAGCACCUUCCAGGACCAGAUCGUGGGCAUCUUGGCCUCAUCGCAAUCCGAAGACGUGCUGUCGUCCCAACUGACGGACCUUGUUGGAUUUGACGACCUGGACUUCGUCAUAGAACUCAUCUCGCACAGAGACGAUAUUCUCGCCGGCAUCGCACCGCAGAACGGAGGCCAGAGCAACGGACCGGCUGGCCCGAGACUAUUGACAAGAUCCGAGCGAGAGGAGGCCCUCCGCCAACAAGACGUCCGGCACAAGACGGCCGCCUUGGGACCCACGAGGUCCAAAGAGCCGGUCUACCCGCACGUGUACAAGGCGUACUCGGCAGGUAACGCUUUGAGUUUUGCCGGAAAGAAGUAUGGCCUGCCCCCUGGCAGCGAGCGCAAGAUCUUUGAGAAGUACGAAGAGUACGAGAUCCCCGCAGGGAAGGCUGGCGGCCUCCUCCCCGGCCAUAGUCUUGUCAAAAUCUCCGACCUGGACGGGCUCUGUAGGAGGACAUUUGUCGGAUACAAGUCCCUCAACAGAAUGCAGAGUCUUGUUUACCCUGUCGCAUACAAGACUAGCGAGAACAUGCUCAUCUGCGCCCCUACUGGAGCUGGUAAAACUGAUGCGGCAAUGCUGACCAUCUUGCACACAAUCGGCCAAUAUAUCACGCCAAGCCCCUGGGAAGACCCUGAAGCUACGGAAUUCGCCGUUCAUAUAGAAGAUUUCAAAAUCGUCUAUGUUGCUCCGAUGAAGGCUCUAGCCGCGGAAAUCACCGAGAAACUGGGAAAGCGCCUGGCUUGGCUAGGCAUCAAGUGUCGCGAGUUCACUGGCGAUAUGCAUUUGACCAAGUCCGAGAUUGUUCAGACACAGAUCAUUGUGACCACCCCUGAAAAAUGGGAUGUGGUCACUCGAAAGGGCACGGGCGACACUGAACUGGUCCAGAAGGUUAGACUGCUCAUCAUCGAUGAGGUCCACAUGCUGCACGAUGAGCGAGGCGCUGUUCUCGAGUCUCUUGUUGCAAGAACGGAGAGGCAGGUGGAAAGCACGCAGUCUCUGAUCCGCAUCGUCGGUCUGAGCGCUACCCUACCUAACUAUAUCGAUGUGGCCGACUUUCUGAAGGUCAACCGUAUGGCCGGCCUGUUCUACUUUGACGCGUCUUUCCGUCCGGUUCCCUUGGAGCAACAUUUCAUUGGCGUCAGGGGUAAAGCCAAACAGGCAAAAGAGAACCUGGACACCGUCGCCUUUGAGAAGGUCAAGGAAAUGCUCGAGCUGGACCAUCAGGUCAUGGUAUUCGUCCACUCCCGCAGGGACACCCUCGUCACAGCCAAGAUGCUCUACGAGAAGGCUGUAGAGGAUGUCUGUGUUGAUCUCUUUGAUCCCUCAGAGCAUCCCAAAUUCGACGCCGCAGUCAGUUCCAUGAAGACUUCAAAGGCAAAGGAAAUUCGAGAGCUCGUCAACAAGGGCCUUGGAAUUCAUCAUGCGGGCAUGGCUCGUUCAGAUCGGAACCUCAUGGAGAGGCUGUUCGCUGAAGGUGUCAUCAAGGUUCUGUGCUGUACAGCCACUCUUGCCUGGGGUGUCAACUUGCCCGCUGCAGCAGUCGUCAUCAAAGGAACACAGGUAUACAGUGCCCAAGACGGUAAAUUCAUUGACCUCGGCAUUCUCGAUGUGCUUCAGAUCUUUGGCCGUGCUGGUCGGCCCCAGUUCGAGGACACUGGUAUCGGCAUGAUCUGUACGACUAUCGACAAGCUUGAUCAUUACUUGACAGCGGUUACCAACCAAGUGCCGAUAGAGUCUAGGUUCUCGUCCAAGCUCGUGGACAACCUGAAUGCUGAGAUAUCUCUGGGCACCGUGACCUCGAUCCCCGAGGCAGUGCAGUGGAUUGGAUACUCGUACCUGUAUGUGCGCAUGCGGAAGAACCCCAUGGCGUACGGCAUCGACUGGGCAGAAGCCUCAGAUGAUCCGACUCUGGUGCAGAGGCGAAGACAGCUCGCUAUCCAGGCAGCACGGACCCUUCAGAAGUGCCAGAUGAUCAUCUUCAACGAGACCACGGAGGAGCUGCGAAGCAAGGAUGUUGGCCGAAUUGCCAGUCAAUACUACAUCUCUCACACGAGUAUCGAAAUUUUCAACACCAUGAUGACUCCCUAUGCCACCGAAGCCGACAUCCUGAAGAUGAUCUCCAUGAGUGGAGAGUUCGACAACAUCCAAUCGAGAGACAGCGAGGCGGAUGAGUUGACCAAUAUGCGACGCAAUGAGAGGAUCGUCCCAUGCGAUAUCGAUGGCGGGAUCGACACUCCCCAGGCCAAGACGAACAUUCUCCUGCAGGCAUACAUAUCUCAGGCGCAGCCCGACGAUUUCGCGCUGACCAAUGAUCUGAACUACGUUGCCCAGCAGGCGGGCCGCAUCUGCCGCGCGCUCUUUAUGAUCGCGUUGAACAGGCGCUGGGGACACCAGUGCCUUGUCCUGCUUACCUUGGCCAAGUCCAUCGAGAAGAGGGUCUGGCCCUUCCAGACCCCUCUUCAUCAGUUCGAGCUUCCAAAGACUGUCCUCAGGCACCUGGACCUGAAGACAUCUGUUGGCAUCGAGGCUAUGCGAGAUAUGGAGCCUGCCGAGAUUGGCAGUCUUGUUCAUAACAAUGGUGCAGGUGCGAAGAUUGCCAAGAUUCUCAACAACUUCCCCACAAUCACUGUAGAGUCUGAGAUUGCGCCUCUCAACCGAGACGUCUUGAGGAUCAAACUCUAUAUCACGCCUGACUUCCGCUGGAACGACUACAUCCAUGGCACCUCUGAGUCCUACUACAUCUGGGUGGAGAACUCCGAGACAUCGGAGAUCUACCAUCACGAGUUCUUCAUCUUGAACCGGAGGAAGCUGCAUGAUGACCAUGAGAUGAAUUUCACCAUCCCUCUGGCGGAUCCGCUGCCGAAUCAGAUCUAUGUACGGGCUGUUUCCGAUAGAUGGCUGGGGGCCGAGAGCGUCCUACCAGUCUCGUUCCAGCAUCUGAUCCGUCCUGACACCGAGAGUGUGUACACGGAAUUGCUCAACCUGCAGCCACUCCCAAUCACUGCCCUAAAAAACCCGAUCCUUGAGGAUCUUUACAGCCAGAGAUUUGAUUAUUUCAACCCCAUGCAGACUCAGAUCUUCCACACAUUGUACCACACCCCCGCAAACGUCCUUCUAGGAUCUCCCACUGGCAGUGGCAAGACGGUGGCUGCCGAAUUGGCCAUGUGGUGGGCUUUCAGAGAGCGACCAGGCUCAAAGGUGGUUUACAUUGCUCCCAUGAAGGCGCUUGUCCGUGAGCGCGUGAAAGACUGGGGUGCUCGGCUGGCCAGGCCAAUGGGUCUCAAGCUUGUUGAGUUGACGGGCGACAAUACGCCUGAUACUCGAACCAUCAAGGAUGCAGACAUCAUCAUCACGACACCGGAGAAGUGGGAUGGCAUAUCCCGUAGUUGGCAGACGAGAGGGUACGUCCGCCAAGUCAGUCUCGUCAUCAUCGAUGAGAUCCACCUUCUUGCGGGCGACCGUGGCCCGAUUCUGGAGAUCAUCGUUUCUCGAAUGAACUACAUCGCCACGUCUACAAAGAACGCUGUUCGCCUGCUGGGCAUGUCGACGGCUUGUGCGAAUGCGACAGACCUUGCAAACUGGUUGGGAGUCAAGGAGGGGUUGUUCAACUUCAGACACUCCGUCCGACCUGUGCCCCUGGAACUAUACAUCGAUGGGUUUCCGGAGGUUCGAGGUUUCUGUCCGCUCAUGCAGUCUAUGAAUCGGCCGACCUUCCUGGCUGUCAAGAAUCACAGCCCGGACAAGCCGGUCAUCGUCUUUGUACCUUCGCGUCGACAGACCCGCUUGACAGCCAAGGAUCUGAUCAACCUCUGUGGAAUGGAAGACAACCCGCGGCGCUUCUUGCACAUGGAAGAAGAGGAUCUUCAGCUCAACCUGGCGCGUGUCAAAGACGAUGCCUUGAAGGAAGCUAUCAGCUUCGGUAUCGGCCUGCAUCACGCUGGCCUUGUCGAGUCGGACCGCCAGCUUGCCGAGGAGCUCUUCUUGAAUGGCAGUAUUCAGAUUCUAGUCGCGACCAGCACUCUUGCGUGGGGCGUCAAUUUGCCCGCCCAUCUCGUGGUUGUCAAAGGAACUCAGUUCUACGACGCGAAGAUUGAGGGUUACAAGGACAUGGAUCUGACCGAUGUCCUCCAGAUGUUGGGCAGGGCAGGACGGCCUCAGUUCGACAACUCCGGAGUGGCGCGGAUCUUUACGCAGGAGUCGAAGAAGGACUUUUACAAGCACUUCCUGCACACGGGAUUCCCGGUCGAAUCGUCUCUGCACACGGUGCUGGACAACCAUUUGUGCGCAGAAGUCUCAGCCGAGACAAUCGUCACCAAGCAGGAUGCUUUGGACUACUUGACGUGGACGUUCUUCUUCCGCCGACUGCACAAGAACCCGUCCUACUACGGCCUAGAGAUCUCUGCCGAAGACCACAACAGCAUCACGGCUCAGCAGGUGGCCAACGAGUUCAUGAUCGAGAUGGUAGAUAACUCGCUCUCCGAGCUCGCCAAAUCCAAGUGCGUCGAAGUCUUCCCUAACGGCGACGUCGACCCGACGCCGCUUGGUAAGAUCAUGAGUUACUACUACCUGUCCCACAAGACGAUCCGGUACCUGGCCAAGCACGCCAAACCCAAGGCCUCGUUCCUCGAUGUGCUCUCUUGGAUGUGCCGAGCGACCGAGUACGACGAGCUACCUGUGCGGCACAACGAAGACCUCAUCAAUGCCGAGCUCUCUCGCAACCUGACCUACACUGGAGCCUCUUUCGGUCUGCCCAUGUGGGAUCCCCAUGUCAAAGCAUUCCUCCUCCUGCAGGCCCACAUGUCGAGGAUCACACUUCCCAUCACCGAUUACGUCGGCGACCAGACCAGCGUCCUCGACCAGGCAAUUCGUAUCAUCCAGGCCUCCGUCGACGUCAUCACCGAGAUGGGCUUCCUGUCGAGCUGCCUCGAGAUGAUCAAGUUACUGCAGUGCAUCAAGUCUGCCCGCUGGCCGACCGAGCCCCCCUUGUCCAUCCUGCCGACCUUGGACCCGGAGAGGGUCAAGAACAACACCACGCUGCAGAAGCUGACCGCCAUGAACCAGGGCCAGUGGACCAAGCUGGCCAAGGAGCUGCACGUCCCCGCCAGCCAGCAGCCUCGCUUCCUGAAGGCCAUCUCGGUGCUCCCGAACGUGGCCGUCUCCGUCGCCGACGUCACCUCCCUCUCGCUGACCGUGCACCUGAAGCGGCUCAACGCCGUCGUCGAGCGCGAGGCGCGCAUCUACGCGCCCCGGUUCCCCAAGCCGCAGAACGAGGGCUGGUUCGUCAUCGUGGCCGACACGGCCGGCGAUGAGAUCGUCGCCGUCAAGAGGGUCGGCUGGAGCCAGGGCGCGGGCUCGAGCGUGGCCGUGGGAUCCAGGCCCUCGGCGCGGGCGGUGCUGAGGCUGCCCGAGCCCGAGGGUGGCAAGGCCAGGAAGCUGGACGUGCUUGUCGUGAGCGAUGGGUAUGUCGGUCUGGAGUACCUUGUCAAGGGGGUGGACAUCCCCGCGCUGCCUGUCGUUGACGAUGAUGUGAGCAAAGGGAAGGGGGAGGGGAAGAACGUGUCUGGCGGGAGCGAGGCUGAAGGCGCGGGUGGCCCGUCUGGAUCCAAUCCCUCGCUAUCAUCCAGCACUUCCUCUUUACCUCCACUCCAGCAAGAAACAGCAUUGCUCGGGAUAGCAAAGAUGGCCUUCCCCCAGCGAGCGACCUUCAUCGUCCCGGUGAUAGUCGAGCCCGAGCCCUCGUCAUCAGAGGCGGGCCCGUCUACUCCUCGUGCGAAGAACCAGUCCAGAAAGACUGGAAAAGUCCGCACUGCCGGCACGGCCAAGACGGAGGCUAGCAUCCCCUUGUCCACUACCUUCUAUUUCGACCUGACGGGCCGGGACUUGCCUGCUUCGCUCCGUCGCGAGAGGGUCAUCGUCCUCGACAGCUAUGCCGCCGGAACCUCGGCCGUUGCCGUUCGCAUGAUUGAGAGCGCGACCCGGUUCGGCUCUCUGUGA